AUGGCUACGAACGGCGACUUGCCAUCCGAUGACGAGUUUUCUCAACCUGGCACUCCCCCUGGCGAUGAGAAUGAUGUCGACGACAUUGAGGAAACCAAUCAGCCACCCAAAUCCGCGCUGAAAAAGAGCACAUCCGCAGCAAUUCCCGAACCACAAGUCCCACGCCCCGUCCUACCUGAACAACCCGACCCUAAAGACCUCGAUGUCUCGAAACUUACUCCCUUAUCACCUGAGAUCAUUGCAAGGCAAGCUACGAUCAAUAUCGGCACAAUAGGCCAUGUGGCUCACGGAAAAUCAACCGUCGUCAAGGCCAUCUCUGGCGUCCAAACUGUCCGAUUCAAAAACGAAUUAGAACGAAACAUCACCAUCAAAUUGGGAUAUGCCAAUGCUAAAAUCUACAAGUGCGACAACCCCGAGUGCCCCAGACCUACGUGCUACAAAUCCUACAAGUCCGAAAAGGAGGUCGACCCUCCGUGUGAAAGAGAAGGUUGCGGUGGCACAUACCGACUUCUCCGUCAUGUUUCUUUUGUCGAUUGUCCCGGACACGAUAUUCUAAUGAGUACUAUGUUAUCUGGCGCGGCAGUCAUGGAUGCUGCAUUGCUUCUGAUAGCAGGAAAUGAAAGCUGUCCGCAGCCACAAACCUCAGAGCAUCUUGCUGCCAUCGAGAUCAUGAAACUCAACCACAUCAUCAUCCUUCAGAAUAAGGUCGACCUGAUGCGAGAAGAGGGGGCACAAGCACAUUACGAGUCGAUUCUGAAAUUUAUCAAAGGCACCGUUGCGGACGGAUCACCGAUCAUCCCAAUCUCUGCACAGUUGAAAUACAACAUCGACGCCAUCAACGAGUACCUAGUCACCAAAAUCCCCGUACCCGUGCGAAACUUCAGCGCCGCACCACACAUGAUCGUCAUUCGAUCGUUUGACGUGAACAAGCCCGGAGCUGAGAUCGAGGAUUUGAAGGGCGGUGUUGCGGGUGGUUCUAUCCUCACGGGCGUUCUGAAACUCGGCGACGAAAUCGAGAUCCGCCCAGGGAUUAUUACGAAAGAUGCAACAGGUCAGACCGUCUGCCGCCCCAUCAUGUCCCGCGUGGUCAGCUUAUUCGCCGAACACAACGAUCUAAAAUUCGCCGUGCCUGGAGGCCUCAUUGGUGUGGGCACGCGUGUUGACCCAACACUUUGCCGAGCAGACCGUCUUGUCGGCCACGUACUGGGUCUGAAGGGCCAGCUCCCAGAGAUCUACAUGGAGCUUGAGGUUAACUACUUCUUGCUCCGGCGUCUGUUGGGUGUCAAGACUGCGGACGGCAAGCAAGCCAAAGUGGCUAAACUGGCAAAGAACGAAGUGUUGAUGGUGAACAUCGGGUCUACGGCGACGGGUGCCAAGGUGAUGGGCGUCAAGGCUGAUGCGGCCAAGCUGACACUGACAAACCCAGCCUGCACGGCGAUUGGGGAGAAGAUUGCACUGAGUCGGAGAAUCGAGAAGCACUGGCGACUGAUUGGGUGGGCAAACAUUGUGGCAGGAAAUACCAUCGAACCGGAGUCUUCUUAG
This is a messenger RNA of Fonsecaea multimorphosa CBS 102226, 1542 nucleotides long. Its product is annotated as eukaryotic translation initiation factor 2 subunit gamma. The coding region runs from base 1 to 1542 and encodes 513 amino acids. Gene Ontology annotation, molecular function: tRNA binding; GTP binding; translation initiation factor activity. The transcript has a single exon. Gene Ontology annotation, biological process: positive regulation of translational fidelity; formation of translation preinitiation complex. Gene Ontology annotation, cellular component: eukaryotic translation initiation factor 2 complex; cytosol. The record is from RefSeq and is a predicted model, not a curated record. NCBI's taxonomy places the organism in Eukaryota, Fungi, Ascomycota, Eurotiomycetes, Chaetothyriales, Herpotrichiellaceae.